This is a messenger RNA of Zootoca vivipara (common lizard), 945 nucleotides long. The record is from RefSeq and is a predicted model, not a curated record. Lineage: Eukaryota; Metazoa; Chordata; Lepidosauria; Squamata; Lacertidae.
AUGGGAAGAGGAAAUCAAACAGUGGUGGCAGAAUUUAUCCUCGCUGGGUUUUCCAAUUUCCCUGACCUGCAGGUCCCAUUGUUUCUGGUGUUCUCUUUCAUGUACCUGGUAACUUUGAUGACUUUGAUAAUCAUCAUCACUACGAUACGGCUUGACCGCAGCCUCCACAUCCCCAUGUACUUCUUCCUCUCCAUCCUCUCCUUCUCAGAAAUCUGCUACUCCCUUGUCAUUAUCCCCAAUAUGCUUGCAAAUUUUCUAAGAGAGAAGAAGACCAUUUCCUUCAUUGGCUGUGCUACUCAGAUGUGCCUUUUCCUGGGCUUUGGGUGCACAAAUUGUAUGCUUCUAGCAGUGAUGGGGUAUGACCGAUAUGUGUGCAUAUGCAAACCUUUACGUUAUCCGAUUCUGAUGAAUCAAGGACUCUGCGCCAAGAUGGUGGCAUGUUCAGCAACAACUGGCUUUCUUUUCUCCACCACAGAAACUAUAAUCAUAUUUACCUUGCCUUUCUGUGGGCCAAAUAAACUUAAGCACUUCUUUUGCGAUUUAGCACCUUUGCUUGAAUUAGCCUGCGGCCGAAACUACAUAGGAGAAAUUGUCAUUUUCGUGAUUUGUGUUUUGGUUGUGUUUUGCUCAUUCCUGUUCAUCCUUCUCUCAUACAUUUUAAUUGUUAACACUGUCUUGAAAAUCCCCACAACGGCUGGGAAACGGAAAGCCUUUUCCACUUGUGCCUCCCAUCUUAUUGUGGUCGUAGUGCACUUUGGUUGUGCUUCCAUUAUCUAUUUAAGGCCCAAAUCCAGAUACACGCUAGAUGAGGACACUUUUAUUUCUGUCUCUUACACAAUGGUGACUCCCUUGUUGAACCCCUUGGUGUACAGCCUGAGAAACAAAGAUGUCCAAAUAGCGCUUAAGAAAUCGCUUGGCAGAAGCUCCUGUACCCAAAGAAUCUGA